AUGUCUCGCCGACGGCGCGGGGCAAACAAGACGUCGCGGGCAGGCAGCGGUGGCCGGGGGGCGGGGGAGAUGCAUGGAGACGACGCGAGGGCGCCAUCUACGGCGGCGGCGACGACGACGACGCGGACGCUUUCGUCGAAGCUGAGGGUCCCGCCGGGCGAUGCGCCGACCAGUGAGAAACUCCCCGUGAGGGAAGAGGCGAAGGGCAAGAGAAACGCGACUGUGGCGCCAGUGCAAAUGCCCAAGUCUCCAGCAGCCGACGGCCAGGCGACGGAAGGCCGUGUGGGUGGGUGGGUGCGCAGGCUGCUCGCCUUCAUGUUCGCAAAGGAGGAGUUUGUCGAGACCCCCGUGGUCGCGGAGGUGACCUCCGAGCAGGUGCGCACCUUCCAGGUGGUGGAUCGCCUGCUCCCGCCGUUUGCCAAGCGGCCGGUGUUUUACGCCGUGGACUUUUUUACCACCCGUCGUGUGAUGCUCGUCCUGCUGCUUAUUGCCGUGUUGCUCGGGUACUACAGCUUCCAUGAGGAUGUCUCGACCUUUACCGCCUCAUUCAUCGUCGCAGAUGAAAAUCGGCCGGGGGUCCGUUUUCUGCAAACGCACAGGGUGCGCCGCAAGCACCCCGUGAUGAUCAUCCCGGGCUUCAUCUCCACCGCCCUCGAGGUGUGGGAAGACAACGUGGAGUGCGUGGAGGCGCAGCGGUCGUUAGCGUCCAACUUUCGCCAGCGCAUGUUUGGCCCGCGGAUGCUGCUCAUGGCGUUUAUCGAUCCCUUGUGCUACUUCCGCCUCUUUGCGCUGGACAAGCGCACCGGCUUCGACCCACCGGGGGUGAAGAUCCGCCCUGACUUGGGCUUCGGCGCCUCCGACUUCUUCAUGCCAGGGUACUGGGUGUGGGCCAAGGUGGUGCUCAACCUCGCCGACAUCGGCUACGACCCACAGAGCGUGGGGAUCUUCUGCUACGACUGGAGGCUCUCUCCGCGUCGCAUGCACCAACGUGACGGGUACUACUACUACCUCCGCAACCAACUCCUAUACCUGUAUCAAAAGAAUAAUGACAAGGUGGUGGUUAUUUCCCACAGCUACGGCACCGACGUCCUCAUUGACUUUCUCCGCUGGUCGGAGGAGCGUGAACCAGGCUGGGUGGACAAAUACAUGGAAUUCUGGGUCAACCUUGGAGGACCGACGUUGGGAGUGGCAAAGGCGGUGUCCGCCGUGCUUGCCGGGGACGCAAAAGACACCCUCACACUUCCAGGCCCCGUGCGUCAGGUGCUUGACUCACACCUCUCACGCGAACUUCGCACGGAAACAAUGCGCACGUGGUCCUGCCUGUCAGCCAUGUACCCAUUUGGCUGCGAUGCCAUGUUUCCGGACCUAUUGACCCUUUCCAACGGCACUCGGCUUACCCCGAGGCAGGUGCUUCAGCUCACCGCGCGGCGACUGCGUGAAAGCGACCAUGCGGCGCAGAGGGAGCACAUUGAGGAGAUCCUGGAGCACUUUGACGAGCUGCCCUCCCUUCCCCCCUCACCAAAUUUAACGGUUUUUUGUCUCUAUGGCGUGGAUCGGCCGACAGAGGUGGGGUACAUUUUUGGCGACGACGAGAUUGUCAACCUCACCUACCAACAGCCGGGGCGUGCCAUCAAUGGCGUGGUUUUUGGCAACGGCGACGGAACUGUGCCGCUCAUGUCGCUUGGCUACAUGUGUCGGGCAGAGAAUGGCUGGAAGCGGAACGUGGGCCGCGUCAUCACGCGGGAGCUCAAGCACAGCACCGGGUCCAUGAUGGAGCUGCGCGGGGGCUCGAACAGUGGCGAUCAUGUUGACAUGCUUGGCAACUACGAACUCAUUGAGACAAUUUUAAAGAUUGUCUCGGGCAACGCGGGAAACGGUGAGCUGACGGAUCGCAUGUACUCUGACGUGGAUGCGCAGAUCGCGGCGGCCACGGAGUGCGCCACCAAGAAAAACUUGAGCCCCCUCCCACCUUAG
Messenger RNA from Trypanosoma conorhini, 1974 nucleotides. RefSeq names its product phospholipid:diacylglycerol acyltransferase. Gene Ontology annotation, biological process: lipid metabolic process. Bases 1 to 1974 code for a protein of 657 amino acids. NCBI's taxonomy places the organism in Eukaryota, Euglenozoa, Kinetoplastea, Trypanosomatida, Trypanosomatidae. The record is from RefSeq and is a predicted model, not a curated record. The transcript has a single exon. Gene Ontology annotation, cellular component: cytoplasm.